Scleropages formosus (Asian bonytongue) is the source of this 4201-nucleotide messenger RNA. RefSeq names its product casc3 exon junction complex subunit (gene casc3). Gene Ontology annotation, cellular component: exon-exon junction complex. Bases 17 to 2299 code for a protein of 760 amino acids. Gene Ontology annotation, biological process: mRNA processing. NCBI's taxonomy places the organism in Eukaryota, Metazoa, Chordata, Actinopteri, Osteoglossiformes, Osteoglossidae. The transcript is spliced from 14 exons. The record is from RefSeq and is a predicted model, not a curated record. Gene Ontology annotation, molecular function: mRNA binding.
CUACUUUGCUUUCAAGAUGGCGGACAGGCGGCGGCGUAGGAAGCGCGCGUCCCAGGACAGCGAGGAAGAGGAUGAGUCCGGUUCGGGUACCGAAAGCGGAGGCUUCACGAAGGGCAGGUCGGGCGGUCCCGACCCCGCCGUGUCACCCAGCGUCCGCCCGCGCCCGAGAAGCGAGGCCGAAUCGGAGUGUGAGAGUGAAGAUGACAUAGGAGAAGCUGUCCUGACAGACUACGACAGCGCAGAUGCAGAAGAAAAUGGGUCCCAUUCCGAGGGAGACGAGGAGGAGAUAGGAGAGAAAGAGUUUGGGGAUGAAGAGGAAUCCAAGUCGCAGGGUGAAGCCAAAUCUGAGGACAAGGCAUGCGAAGAGCUGCUGGAACAGGUGGGGCCUGAGGACGAUGACGAGGACAACGGAGGCCAAGACAGAGAAGUGAAGGCAGAAGAAAAGAGCAACUUGGCUGGAGAGAGACAGAGCGGGGAUGGACAGGAAAGCACAGAUGACCCUGAAAAUAAGACAGGGAGCAAAGCAAGCAAGAAGCUGGAUGACGACGAGGAUCGCAAGAACCCAGCCUACAUCCCGCGGAAAGGGCUUUUCUUUGAGCACGAUGUGAGAGGACAGGCCCAUGAGGAGGAUAUUCGGCCGAAGGGCCGACAUAGGAAGCUGUGGAAAGACGAGGGCCGCUGGGAACACGAUAAGUUUCGAGAGGAUGAGCAGGCGCCCAAAUCCCGGGAGGAGCUCAUCGCUAUGUAUGGCUAUGACAUCCGCAAUGCCAAUGGCCCAAACGACAGUCGCCUCUAUCGCUCCCGCAAGCCCAGGUAUGGCAGCUCCCCCAGUCGAGACAAACGGUGGCGCAAUGGAGAGAAGCCCAACUGCACAUCCUGGUCCAACAGUGGCAGCAACAGCAAAUCCCUGGCCAAUGUCCCACACUCAUCCUCUCCACCCUCUUCCUCAGUGGCACCCCCCGCCUCGCGAUGUCAUGGUGGUGGCGUGAGAUCUGGCUCACAUUCUCAAUCCCGCAGCUUUUAUAGCAGUCGCCCACCUCAGGCUUCGUACCGCGGUGAAAGCCGCGCAAAUUAUAAAGGUAGUGAAGAGAACCACUCGCAGCAUGCACGCAGGAACUACACGCAGCAUGAUGGGCAUCGGAGCUCUGGGCUGCGUGGCAGGGGUGCCGAGGCUGAGCGCAGCCCCUCGGUGGUGGUGGAAGAAGAGCACUACAAUGAGGAUGACGAGACACUGAAGCAGCAGCAGACCACUUACAACAGCAGUAAGGCCUCCGACAGAACUACUGCUGCUGUCCCUGAGCACUCCCGGCAGCGGGAGGACGAGCCCCCGGAGGCAGCACCUCCUGCUGAUGCAUCUCCUGCUGCCCCCGAGAGGACAGUGGAAAGGAAAUCAUACUCGCUGGCGCGCAGGACUCGUACCAAGCCCUCUGAGUUGGGCAAGCAGGCUUCUCUAGAUGAUCCUGCCCCACAGACCCCAUUUGUACCCCAGGCAGCACCACCUUCUGUGAAGAGUGAUGGCUGGGAAGCCACUGGAGACAGCCCUGCUGUGCAGGGAGGGCUCUCAGGACUCGACCAGGACCUGGCCAGACUUAGCCUGGCUGGACAAAACUGGGCCCAGAGCCCUCCCUCGUACCUGCGUGCUGAGAUGAGGGGGAUCCCUAACUCCAUGCACAUGGGCAGUGGUCCUCCUCCCCAGUAUAACCGCAUAGAAGAAAUGGGUGUUGGGGCCGGCCGAGCCAAGCGGUACUCUUCCCAGAGACAGAGGCCAGUCCCGGAGCCAGCUCCCAUGCACAUCGGCAUCAUGGAGGGCCACUACUAUGAGCCCAUGUCUUUUCAAGGACCAAUCUAUGCACACAGCGACAGCCCCACACCUCUGCCCCCCCAAGGCAUGCUGGUCCAGCCAGAAAUGCACCUCACUCACCCAGGUCACCCUGGGCAUCCAGGUUUACACCCUCAUCAGUCCGGUGCUGCCCUCCCCAACCCUGCAAUGUAUGCAGGCCCCCCUGUCUCCAUGACUCCUGGGCAGCCACCACCCCAGCAGCUCCUGGCACCUCCUUUCUAUCCACCUCCAGGAGUCAUGGCCUUUGGGAAUACCAACUUCACAUACCCUGCUGGAGCUACCCUGCCCCCAAUGUACCCAAACCCGCAGGCGCAGGCCCAGGUAUACGGGGGAGUGACGUAUUAUGACACGGUGCAGCAGCAGGCUCAGCCUAAGCCUUCCCCUCCGCGGCGCUCCUCCCAGCCGGUCACUAUCAAGCCCCCCCCACCUGAGCACUACCUCCAUCCAUCCUUAUCCUGAUUUUGCAAUCAGUUGGUGCAACUUCUGGAUCCGAGGUUGAGAAGAACGGAAAAGACAAAGACAAGAUGAGCUCGUAGCUGAGCGCACGAGGCUAUCUGAGGACCAGCACUGUGUGUGGAAGAAUGUGGUCUUUUUUCAUAGAAAAUGUUGCUUUGUUUCAUGAAGAAUAAAACUUUACAAUAAGGAAACAUAAUAUAUGGAAUUAUGUACUGAACCGUACACUUUGUUUAAAUUGUACUCAAACCUUAUUGUUUUUCCAUUUUUUUUCCAAUUAAUUUUCCCCAUAUCUUGUCCAUGUUGCCUCAGAUGUGGUGGUGGUGUUCACUACAGCGGUCAGCUUUCUGUAUCGCUUCCUGAUGGUCCGUGGUGGUGUGUGUCUGUGUGUGUCCAGCUCAUACGCCUACAGAUUUUUUGUCCAGGACAAAUAUUACCAUGGUAAUGAAACAGUAAUGGUUGUAUAAGAACAUAGUGAGCAGAUGUCAGUAGUGCUGUUAGACGUGCAGGACGGUCUAGCUAGUGUCACAGCAAGGUCACCGCUGUGUCGAGACAUACCAGGUGUGGACGUGCCCAUAACUGCACAUGUUUUUUUGUUGUGUUCGUCUCGUUUGCAGCUGCAGCAAUGCAUGUCAAGCGUGUGUUAAGGUUAGUCUCCAUGUUGUUUGCUCCACUCCAGCUCAGUGCCUGUGCUCAUGAGCUGAGCAGCGCUCGUGUGACAGGGUGGUGUUAAGCCUCUGUUUUGUUUCUCACUUGCACUGAGCAGAGGCGACAGUGGCAUUUGGUUCCACUACCCUACCCCCCCCCCCCCCCCCCCCCAAAUCGUACGUGGUCUGGAUGCUCUUCAGCCGAUAUUCUUGCAUCUGGAAAACUUCCUGCUCAGGCUUCUUUAACCUUCAUUUCAGCCCUUUAUAGUUUGUGGGCCAAACUGGAGGUAAGAGGGUGACUCUCCUGAUUUGUCUGGGAGUUUUAGCUCCUACAGUAGCUGCCAGGCGCAUUGAGUGGCUUUGACCUUCACUUCCUCUCCAUUCUGGGCAGCAGUUCACAUAUUAAAGUUAAAUAAAGCUCAUGUUAACUAAAAUACAGGCACCCGUGUUAGUUUAAAAAUCUCAAUGGUGAUUUCAGUUUUCCGCACAUUCUGCUGUCAACUCCGAAAUGUUUGUCCUGCUGAAAGGCAGCCCUCGCGCUAGACGUGCUGCUCAGCUGUGUGCUUACAGCGCAUGCUUUUGUCCAGAAACACGUUCCACAGAGCGGGCCGACCAGUCAGCGUGUUCCCAACAAGUGUUCAGUACUGUAUCCGUGCUGAUGGUGCUUGCAGAUUUAGUUGAAUAUUGAAUUUAAAUUUACAAAGCUUUUUUUAACAUUACUGUACACUUAACUCAUUUAAAAGACAAAAAUGUUAGAUUGGGCUGUAAAGUUUUCCUGCAAUGAUCCGAUGUCUGUUCUGCAGGGAAGUGUUUUGUACACAAUAUGCAGAAAUUUGUAUGAAAACCUGUGGAACUCAUUCAGGUACAGAAGACAUUGCAGAGGAGAUGCUCUUUCACUCUGAGACAACAACAGAGCUUCUGUUUUUAACUUGAUUUCUGUAACUCUUCAGAGUGCUUUUUCUGCCUUUUAAAAAGCAAUGUCGUCAGCUGGGGGAGUGUGAAACAGCAGACACGUGUGGUGUCGACUGGUUAAGGCACCAAGCAGCUGUAGCACGUGCAUGUUUGACUAAAGACACUUGGAACUGAUUGGUUUGCUGCCUGGAGAGCCGUGGAUGCAAGACUGGGAUGAUUCCUGUGUUCAAUGUCCUUUGUGUGCAGAAAUAUUUCAAAUGUAAAAGUAUUAUUGAUUCACAUUCAUUGUUGCUCUUAAUGUUACGUUUAAAAUGUUGAUCCCUAUAACAAUAAAAAGCAGUGUACUUUA